Messenger RNA from Egretta garzetta (little egret), 3984 nucleotides. It is a transcript of the gene MYO3B, whose product is annotated as myosin IIIB. Gene Ontology annotation, biological process: protein phosphorylation. Lineage: Eukaryota; Metazoa; Chordata; Aves; Pelecaniformes; Ardeidae. The transcript is spliced from 36 exons. Gene Ontology annotation, cellular component: myosin complex. Gene Ontology annotation, molecular function: ATP binding; protein kinase activity; protein binding. The record is from RefSeq and is a predicted model, not a curated record. The coding region runs from base 1 to 3984 and encodes 1327 amino acids.
AUGCAGGCAAAGAGAGUUUCAGGUUUAUUGCUCAGCGAGACAGUGCCUUUGGCUAAGUCCAGCAUAUGGCCAACAGGAGCUAUGUCAGCAGCUGAGAACACAGCAAGUCCUGAAGCAAACUGGAUUAGGAAGCCAUUGUAUGGAUUGUUUCAAUAUAAUUCCAGUAUGAUUGGACUAGAAUCAUUAGCCGAUCCCUCAGAUACCUGGGAAAUUAUAGAGACUAUUGGAAAAGGCACUUACGGUAAAGUCUAUAAGGUUGCCAAUAAGAAAGAUGGGAGUCUGGCAGCAGUAAAGAUUCUGGAUCCUAUCAGUGAUGUAGAUGAAGAAAUUGAAGCUGAAUAUAAUAUUUUGCAGUUUCUUCCCAAUCAUCCUAAUGUUGUUAGAUUUUAUGGGAUGUUUUACAAAGCAGAUCAAUACGUGGGAGGACAGCUCUGGCUAGUACUUGAGGGCCUUCAGCAUUUACACAAUAACCGGAUCAUUCAUCGUGAUGUGAAAGGGAACAACAUUCUCCUGACAACAGAAGGUGGAGUCAAGCUCGUUGACUUUGGUGUUUCAGCCCAGCUCACCAGCACGCGGCUGCGUAGAAACACCUCAGUGGGAACACCCUUUUGGAUGGCACCUGAGGUCAUUGCUUGUGAACAACAGUAUGACUACUCAUAUGAUGCUCGAUGUGACGUAUGGUCCUUGGGAAUAACAGCUAUUGAACUAGGGGAUGGAGACCCUCCUUUAUUUGACAUGCAUCCAGUGAAAACCCUCUUUAAAAUUCCAAGGAAUCCUCCUCCUACUUUGCUACAUCCUGAAAAAUGGUGCAGAGGAUUCAACCAUUUCAUUUCACAGUGUCUUAUCAAGGAUUUUGAAAAGCGUCCUUCAGUCACCCAUCUUUUGGAGCAUCCAUUUAUUAAACAAGUACAUGGUAAAGAUAUGUCUCUCCAAAAACAGCUGGCUGACCUCAUCCAAGAACAGCAGCAGCUCGGCUCCAUAGCCAAAACAAGGCAUGAACGGAUACAUACUAGAAGACCUUACCAUGUGGAUGGAGCUGACAUGCACUCUCUGGAUGACGAUCUGGUAAAUCUAGAAGUUCUAGAUGAGGAUACAAUUAUCCAUCAGCUGCAGAAACGCUAUGCUGACUUACAAAUUUAUACUUAUGUUGGAGACAUUUUAAUAGCCUUAAAUCCCUUCCAGAAUCUCAGCAUUUAUUCUCCCCAGUUUUCCAAGCUUUAUCAUGGUGUGAAGCGUUCAUCAAAUCCCCCCCACAUAUUUGCCUCUGCAGAUGCUGCCUACCAAAGUAUGGUUACAUUCAGCAAAGAUCAGUGCAUUAUCAUCAGUGGGGAAAGUGGUGCUGGAAAGACGGAAAGUGCCCAUCUGAUUGUCCAACAUUUGACCUUCUUGGGAAAGGCCAACAACCGUGCGUUGCGUGAGAAAAUUCUUCAGGUGAAUCCUCUGGUUGAAGCAUUUGGGAAUGCCUGCACUGCCAUCAAUGACAACUCAAGUCGCUUUGGAAAAUAUCUGGAAAUGAUGUUUACGCCCACAGGAGCUGUAAUGGGGGCAAAGAUUUCUGAAUAUCUACUUGAAAAAUCAAGGGUCAUAAAACAGGCUGUGGGAGAGAAAAAUUUCCAUAUAUUUUAUUAUAUUUAUGCUGGCCUUUAUCAUCAGAAGAAACUUUCUGAAUAUAGACUUCCUGAUAAAAAGCCUCCCAGAUAUAUUGAUAAUGAAACUGGAAGAGUAAUGCAUGAUAUUGUUACUAAAGAUUCCUAUGGAAGGCAAUUUGAAGCGAUUCAGCAUUGCUUUAGAAUUAUAGGAUUCACUGACGAGGAAGUGUACUCAGUGUACAGAAUUCUCACUGGAAUCUUAAAUACUGGAAAUAUUGAGUUUGCUGCCAUUUCUUCACAACACCAAACAGAUAAAAGUGAGGUUCCCAACCCAGAAGCCUUAGAUAAUGCUGCUGCACUACUAAGUAUUGGGUCAGAAGAACUUCAAGAGGCCCUAACCUCCCACUGUGUUGUAACACGAGGGGAGACUAUUAUCCGAACAAACACUGUGGACAAAGCAGCUGACGUGCGAGAUGCCAUGUCUAAAGCACUUUAUGGCCGUCUCUUCAGCUGGAUCGUAAAUCGUAUUAAUACUCUGCUUCAGCCAGAUAAAAAUAUAUGCAAUGCUGAAAAUGGGAUGAAUGUUGGGAUACUAGACAUAUUCGGAUUUGAGAACUUUGCAAGAAAUUCCUUUGAACAGCUGUGCAUAAAUAUCGCUAAUGAACAGAUCCAGUUUUAUUUCAAUCAACAUAUCUUUGCACUUGAGCAGAUGGAAUAUCAGAGUGAGGGCAUUGAUGCUACUACAGUGGAGUAUGAGGACAACCGUCCACUUCUAGAUAUGUUCCUCCAGAAACCCAUGGGUCUCCUGUCUCUACUGGAUGAAGAAAGUAGAUUUCCUCAGGCAACAGACCUAACUUUAGUUGAUAAAUUUGAAGAUAAUUUACGAUGCAAAUAUUUUUGGAGGCCAAAAGGAGUAGAACUCUCUUUUGGUAUUCAGCACUAUGCUGGAAAGGUAUUAUAUGAUGCCUGUGCAUUUUUUGAGAAGAACAGAGAGAACAAACUUCUUCAGCAGCUCUUCUCUAGCCCGUUAACAAAAACAGGUAACUUGGCACAAGCAAGAGCCAGAGUGACAGCAGCAUCUAGGUCUUUGCCUCCACAGCUUAGUGCUGGGCGUAUCAAGUCUCCUAAAUAUCUCCUGAAGGUUGACACGAUGGAGGUUAUGCGACACCCUGAGGAAACAACUAAUAUGAAGCGGCAAACUAUGGCUUCCUAUUUUAGGUAUUCCCUCAUGGAUCUUUUAUCCAAAAUGGUUGUUGGACAGCCUCACUUUAUCCGCUGCAUUAAACCUAACGAUGAUCGAGAAGCACUGACAUUUUCUCAUGAGAGAGUUCUACUGCAGCUACGAUACACUGGAAUUCUGGAAACUGUCAAAAUACGUCAAAAAGGGUAUUCUCAUCGCAUCCUCUUUGAAGAAUUUGUGAAAAGGUACUAUUACCUUGCAUUCAAGGCACAUGAGACUCCCCUUGGUAGCAGAGAAAACUGUCUUGCCAUUUUGGAGAAAUCUAAACUAGACAACUGGAUUCUUGGGAAAACCAAGGUUUUUCUAAAGUAUUACCAUAUAGAACAGUUAAAUUUGUUCCUGCGAGAAGUUAUAGGGAGGGUGGUGGUCAUGCAAGCCUAUAUCAAGGGAUGGCUUGGAGCAAGGAGGUAUAAAAAAGUCAAAGAGAAAAGAGAAAAUAGUGCUGUUACCAUACAGUCAGCCUGGAGAGGAUAUGAAGCUCGCAGGAAGUACAAGGAAAUAAGGAACAGAAGAACUGAUGCUGCUAUACAUAUUCAAGCAGCUUUCAGGGGAUAUAUUGUUCGUAAAAACUACACAAGAUUGAAAAACAGCACUGACUGUGUAGCAGAUCCUCAGUUUAUGAGCAGCUGUUCUACUUCUGAUUUUGGCUGUGAAGAGGACUGGCAGCAAACCAGUAACCAGUCUCCUCCUGUGGUGCCUGAUUUUCUUGACAAUCAAACAAAAAAGGAGGUUUUGGAUAAGAUUUCUGCUUCUCCAUUUAUUCGAAGACAUUCGUUCAAAAUGAACAAUUCACAAUCAAUUAGCCAAUCCCAGUCAGUUGCAGACCAUCAGUUGUCAAGUCCCUCAAGAUCCCAUAAAAAAGGAGGUUCAGAAAACUGUCUUGAACAGAAGCUGAGAACACCUCGUCGACGAUGUCAGCAGCCCAAAAUGCUGAAUAGCCCUGAGGACAACAUGUACUAUAACCAGUUAAAUGGAACUCUAGAAUAUCAAGGGAGCAAGAGGAAGCCAAGAAAACUUGGCCAAAUCAAAGUGCUGGAUGGAGAGGAUGAGUAUUACAAAUCAUUGUCAGCUGUUGAAUCUAUCCCUGAAGAUGACAGCUUUCUCAGUUCCCCAUCUCCUCCUUCUUCAAGAGGUGUGUCUUUUGCUGAAAGCUGA